This is a messenger RNA of Caenorhabditis briggsae, 951 nucleotides long. Lineage: Eukaryota; Metazoa; Nematoda; Chromadorea; Rhabditida; Rhabditidae. The record is from RefSeq and is a predicted model, not a curated record. Gene Ontology annotation, biological process: innate immune response. Bases 1 to 951 code for a protein of 316 amino acids. The transcript has 2 exons.
AUGUCAUCUUCUUCCCUCCUCACCACUGCCCUUCAAAAAAUUGCCAAAAACUACCGUAACCCAAAAAUCGAAUUUCUGGGAAUUCCAGUUGGCUCACAGAAAAUUGGACUGCAAGUAACAUUUUCUGGAAGGCCAGAAAAUCAACAAAAUCUCUAUCCAAAAGGGAAUACGCUCUUUUUUGAAUACGAAAAAUGGGAGGAUCAUUGCAAAGUUGUUUGGCAUCGAAGUGAUAAAAAUCGAGAUCAAAAAAUCAAAAAUUCCAAUUUCAUCGAUCGAUUUUUUAUCGAUUUUUUGGCCCAAAUCACAAUGGACUUUUCUAAACUUUCCGUUGAUUUUUGUGCUGAAAAUUCUCGAUUUUUGGAUUCUUUCAAACGAAAUUUCGGGAUCAAAGGACCAAUAAAAACCAAGGAAAUUGCAUUAGGAGUUCAAACUCCAGCCGAAAUUUCCGGAAUUCUACAGUAUACCCUGCCUGCACAUCUAAAGAAAAUUGAGAUCAUGAGUCCUGGGGAUGCGAAUGAAAAAAUAUCGAUUGAUCAGGAAAUCGGAGAAUUGGAUCAAUGGAAAAUGGCGGAAAUUUUGGAUAUGGCCGAUAUUGAUGUGGUUGAUCCAAAAAUUGAAAUUUUCAAAAAUUUUCGAGAAGCCCAAAUUUCAUUUUCGAGGCUUUCUAUGGAAAAUGUGGAGGAGCUGAAAACGAUGUUCAAAAAUUCCACCGUUCUUCAAAAUUUUCGCAUUGGGAGUGUGUCCAAUUUCGAUAUAAUUCACGAACUACUUUCAACCCAUGGUCAACCAUUUUUAGAUACUGUAGAAGUGAAUCGAGUUCGAACAAGCUGGUUUUUUAAAAUCCCGAAUGAUCCAGAAAAAGUGAUUCGAAUUAGUCUAUUUGCAAUUUUAAUGGAAAUUGCUAAAAUCCCGAAAUCCGAAGUUCCAAGAGGCGCAACGAUUUUGGGUUGA